ACAUCCAAAAUAGUAGCAGGAUUCUGCUACAUUCUCAGGUUUCCUAGGCACUUGCAAAACCUUGCAGUUUACCCAUCAGUCCAUCAUGCUUCUACGAUGUCUUAACUAUAGGUAUCUGGGAUCAUCUUAUUUCCUUCUAGGAUUUUCUCUCAACUAUGUCUUGUUUCUAAUGUACGUUCAGAUGGGAAGAAAAUACUGUCUUCAAGCUACAUCCCAAUAUCGUCAUUUGCUCCAAAUAACUGUUUCUGGCUAAAUAUUUGCGGUGCGGAUGAGAAAUUGGCAGCGACCUGUUGACUUCUAUAUUAAAAAGGAAGAUGCCAGACUUGAGUGUGGACCUCUGAAAAAGAUGAUCCUGGGUGUGGAAUAGUCUCUGCAUGGCCCUGUUGGGAGCAGACUGAUAAGGCUCCUUGUUUCCUAGCAACCACACGUCUGCCAUAAUCAGAACCUGCCCCUCUGCAGCUGGAAUGAGAAUCCUGAAUGUCUCAAAAUUGUACCUUUAACCGAGACAUCUCUCAUCCCUGGGCAUGGCAGUGCCAUAUGUCCUUCUCUUAACUAGACUCGUAGCUGAAGUUACCAGCAAAUCCACCGAAAGUUCGGUGUCGCAGUCAGAGUGUUGCAUCGAUGUGUUGGAUGCCAACAGUACCUGUCCUGUCACCAACCAGUGCAGUCCAGGUUGUUACAGAAGAUGGAACGAGGAUGGUAGUAGCAGCUGUAUUAAAUGCAAGAAUGAUACCACUCCUGUUACAUCAGCUUACAAUCUGAGUGAUUGCAAAAAUACUGCUCCUACCAGAGGAAUGCAUUUCCAAAUGAAUGUAAGCACUGUAACCCCCAUCCUACCGAAUAUAGCGGGUCCAGAAGUGGCAGCUUCGCUCAUCUUAGGGACAUUCUUCAUCAGUUUAUUCCUAAUUCUGUGUGUGGCUUCAUUCUUCUACCUCAAACGUGCCAAUAAACUUCCAAAUAUAUUCUACAGAAGAAACAAAGCAUCUGUUCUGCAGCCCAGUGAAACAGCAUCAAUGAUACCUCCACCUACUUCUUCAGUUCGAAAGCCACGUUACGUCAGACGAGAUCGGUCACUAGUGAUGUCUGCGUCUGCUGCCAUGAUCUCUUCUGCAGAAACCAGGGUCAGCAAUGUCUAGCCUUCAGUACUUACCGGAGGACUUCUUAAGUGUCAGUGAUGUCAAAGAAACUUUCUGCGUCUACAGAAGUGCCAGGAAAGCAUCGCAAGCAACUGAGUAAAUGCUACUGUGUCAGAAGCGCGUGUGCCAAAUGCAGACCAAGGAAGACAGACUAAUGCAAAGAUGCUUGGCCAAAUCCAGUUCUGUGAACUGCUUUGUUGGGUUUGAAAUGCACUGUUCAGUUUUAUGGUUUCAUGUGUCUCCUAAUUGAUGUUAUGUUAAAAUCCUGUAAAGAAUCUGCCUUUUUUGGUACACUCUAUUCUGGUGAGUUCCUUUUUCCUGUGGUGUGACUGCAUCUCUGGCUUUGGAGCUGAAGACCUUGAUGCCACAGUCCAAUGAAGAGUAUUGGGGUUACUCAGUGAGGAGGGCUUGUUGUAAAGGACUCACGUGUCGGUGUUAAGACCAAGUGCCAUGACUUUAAAGCUGCAAGAAAAUAGAAAUGUACCUUCCAAUGCAGUGUUUUUCAAUGCAAAAACUGAUGCCUUCAGAAGCAUCAUCUUCAACCUCUUAAGCACAGAGCACCAUGGUUCUUCAACUGGGGUCCAAACCUAGAGUUAUUAUCAGGGUACUGUUGUCUUAGGUGCUGACGAAGGCUGUGAUUGGUAUGGGUCAGAUCCAGGCUAAUGGGAGACUUUCCAGUGAUGAAUUUGGUUGAGACCAUUUGCUGUGGUUUUGCAGUUGAUAAGCUACUAUUUCUGACUCACUUCAUCCCUCUCUCCUGCUACAAUUUGCCUGAAUUCUAGCAUGUCUGAGGGUGGCUGGGGCUGGGGAAGGAAAGGCAGAUCUCCCUGGGUAGGUUGCAUGAUCCUUAUUCAUCUCAGUGGGCGUCAACAUACUGAUUUCAAUCAGAGCUGUCAUGAAUACUGGACAGUACCAUAACAUGUUUCACACUAGCCCUUCAUUAGUGUGUGGUAGACCUACAAGUCAGCAGAUUUUGGCAGCCUUUGGGUUUCCAUAUUCACCACCUGCACUUGUUUGAACCUCACUACCAGAAUUGGCCUUCUACAUCCAGAGAUGAAAUGAAAACAUUGUGGUCAGCUUUGUCACCAGCUGGUGGUAUGGCCAUCAGGAUUUGGGGAACAUAGUGAUUUGGUUUGAGUUAAAAAGGACAUACCCUCACUAUCUCCAGAAUAGCUGUCUCGAGCCAAUACAAACCUCUAGAUCCAGAUUCCUUUCUGCCCAAGGUCAGAGACUUGUUCAAAGCCAUACAGUAAAAUUUCAUGGGAGAGCCAAGGAGGAGCUGCCAGUCUUAUUUAAGAGCUUUCAGCCAGAAGCAAGAUAGUGGGGUAAAGAGAAUUCAUGAUGGAGUGGGGCCUGCUGACCACAAAAACUGAAUUAUGAAAUACAAAACUUUGACUCAUACUAUGAUUAAAUCGCACCUACUUUACAUUGUUCCAUCUGCUCAAACUGAAUAGCCACAGCAAAUGUGGGGCACUGAUGAGAGGGAGAGAUUUCACUCUUAAAUACUAUGUGUAUUGUUUGCCUGUUCCCCGAUCAGGUGACAUCAGCUUUGCCAGUGUUAGUCUGUCAUCUCUCCUCCUCAUAUCAAUAGGAUUUAUCACUGGUACAAAUGAGUGUUUAAGGCGGUAGGAAAACGUAACGGCUAUGAAGUGACAAAGUCCGAAUUAACCUUAUAGGAAAAGAAGUAACUAUGCAAUAAUAUAGUGCAAAGAAAUUGCAUCUUUUUGAAGGCAGGGCGUUUCCUCUUUUGAGUUUGUCGCUAAAAUUGCAUAGAUGCUUAUCUAUUCUUUUGUUACAUAAAUCAUUGGGUCAUCCAUUCCAUUGCCAUGUUGGGACUGCAAGUCACCCACGUCAUUCCUACGUAGACGUCUGUCCAGUGAACUCUGCCUGACCCUCAAGUGGGCAAGUAUCUGAUGCACUAGAACCUUUUUCUGAAGAUAAGAGUUCAGGCUUCUCAAUGCUGACAGUUCUGUUCAAAUGAAGUAAAUUUUAUUCUUAUCGGCAGUUCAGAAACUGCUCUGAUUUCAUUAAUGCAUCUGACCCAGUUGUUUCCCCAGGCAGAAUCCACUAUUGUGUUUCUUUAUGGUGUUAUUUUAUAUAUAUAUUAUGGGAUUGGGUCUUUAAUUUACCCCUCAUACAGCUGGCUUUAAUAAACACUCAUUCUCUGAGUCUUGAACUUAAUGGGUUAAUUCAAGGACACGGGAAGGUAUUUAAUGUACUGGGGUAUUUUUAAAUUGUGCCAAAAUAAACAUAUUUGAGUCUUUU
Alligator sinensis (Chinese alligator) is the source of this 3401-nucleotide messenger RNA. It is a transcript of the gene CUNH1orf159, whose product is annotated as chromosome unknown C1orf159 homolog. The transcript has 12 exons. NCBI's taxonomy places the organism in Eukaryota, Metazoa, Chordata, Crocodylia, Alligatoridae. Bases 525 to 1136 code for a protein of 203 amino acids. The record is from RefSeq and is a predicted model, not a curated record.